AAACACGUCAGGCAUGAAAGGGGAAGGGGCAACAGUGCUGUGAUCUGGCUCUAUCUCCGUUUCAGUUCCCCAGACGAGUUCCCAGCAACCCCAGAAAAUUUCCAGGAUCCCUGCCCGCUGCGGAGACGUUCCCUGGACUCCUCCUGGCACUGUGGUGGCUGGGCAGCGAACGGCGGCUCCUCAGCGCCCCUCGGUGCCCCGGUCCCUUAUGGCAGUGCCACGAUGCCCGAGAGGUCACACCGCAGCAGCCGCCUCCCGGUCACGGUCACAACCUCGGCCCCAUCCGGAGAGUUGGAUUUGGAACGAAAGCAAAAUGGCUCGAGGACGCAAGAGCAAUAGCAUCAAACAGAGCGACUUCACUAACAGCACCAAUCCUCAGGAUUUAGAGAGAAGACUUUUUGUCGGCAAUUUGCCCACAGACCACAUGACUCGUGAAGAAAUGGAAGAGAUAUUUUCAAAAUAUGGCAAAAUCAGGGCCCUCAGCAUGUACCAUGGCUAUGGGUUCGUGCAGUAUGACCGUCUAGAAGAUGUCCAGGCCGCUCUGGACGGUGAGAAGGGUCGCCUUUAUAAAGGGUAUAGAUUAGAUAUUAAUAAAGCAGUGGAAAGAAGAAAUAUGAAUAAGGCUUCAUCAAGGUCCAGUCCGACACGAAGAGAUCAGUAUGCCUACGGGGAUGGCCGAGAUGCCAGGCGCGACCGCUCCCCUCUUCGGGGGAGCCCACGGAGAGACCCCAGAGAUGGCAGGGAUGGCAGGAACGGGCGAGAUGCUAGAGACACUCGAGACAUGCGAGCUAGAGACAUGCGUGAUGCCAGAGACCACAGGGACCCACGGGAUCUGCGAGACCCCCGGGAUAUCAGGGAUCCAAGGGACUUGAGGGACCCACGUGAUGUUAGAGAUCUUCGUGACCCACGGGAGCCACUGUAUGAUCGAUACAGGGAUCCGCGGGAUAUGAGAAGUGCACGAGAUGUGAGGGAUCCACGGGAUAUGAGAGACCCUCGGGACCCCUUGUACAGACGAGACGAAUCUUACGACCGUUACCUGCGCCUCGAGGACUACUAUCGGCGCAAGGACGACUCCUACUAUGACCGCUACAAGGAGCCAGAGGACCGCCUGAAGCGUGAGGAGCGGCGCCGGGAGGAGCUGUACCGUCAGUACUAUGAGGAAAUCAAGAGACGUUUUGAUGCAGAGAGACCCGUGGAUUGUUCUGUGAUAGUGGUGAAUAAACAGACAAAGGAGUACGCGGAGUCAGUGGGGCGGAAGGUGCGAGACCUGGGCAUGGUAGUGGACUUGAUCUUCCUCAACACAGAGAUGUCACUGACACAAGCCCUGGAUGAUGUGAGCAGAGGAGGGUCUCCUUUUGCCAUUGUCAUCACCCAGCAGCAUCAAGUUCACCGUUCCUGCACUGUUAACAUCAUGUUUGGCACCCCACAAGAGCACCGCAACAUGCCCCAGGCUGAUGCCAUGGUGCUGGUGGCAAGGAAUUACGAGCGCUACAAGACGGAGUCCCGGGAGAAGGAGCGGGAGGAGAUCGCCCGGCAGGCUGCCAAGAUGGCAGAUGAAGCUGUUCUGCGGGAGCGGGAGCGCCCACCCCCCAUGGAGGAGGGUGUCAGAGGAGGUCACCCUCCUGGGAUCCAAACCCUCUUGAACCUGCUGGCAGACAAUCGCUAUGUGACUGCUGAGGAGAUAGAUAAAGUCAUUAAUUACCUGAGAGACCGGAAGGAACGGCUGCUGCGGGGCAGCACUGAAUCUCUGCAGGCACCCAUGUCAAGACAACCUUUGGGGGCACCUUCAGGAUCAUCACUGGGUAGUCAGUCCAACCUUCCAAGUUCUCAGGCUCAUCAGGGUUCACAGCCUCUGGUCUCUACUCCUUCUGUUCCAGUGUCCUCUUCUACUCCUCAGCAGGAGCUUCAAGCAAAAAUCCUCAGUCUCUUCAACAGUGGGGCGGCGGCGGCGGCAGCAGCUGCUGUGGCAAACAGUGGUCCUGCGGCCUCCACGGGUUCUUCAGGCAGCACUCCCAACCAGAACUUUGCUAACCUGGCUGGUGGGCAGCCCCGGCCAGCACAGAUGAAUGCUGGAAAUUUAAACCAGCCUCAGCAGAGAUUGCAGACUCCAAACACGCAGAUUCCUGCUCUCCCGGGCCCUUCGAGAAACGCAGGUCCGAGACCUGGAGCUCCUCCACAACCUCAGCCGCUCUAUGGUCAGCACCAAACCCGCCUCCCUGCACCUGGCAAUGUGCCUGCCCAAAGGCCGGUGUCUUCUGGUAUCAACUUUGACAACCCCAGUGUACAGAAAGCCUUGGACACCCUUAUCCAGAGUGGUCCUGCACUCUCCCAUCUUGUGAGCCAAACCGUGGCCCAGGGGCGAGGGGGGUCCUCAGCCCAGCAACCGAUGGGUGCCUACCAGCGACACUAUUAGAGCUGAGCUGUUGGGCCCAUUCCCCUUCCCUUUGCCAUUCCAUACUUAUAGCUGUGUAAGGAGUCUCCCAUCCUUGACCCAGGACAGAUGCCCUGGACAUGCAUGUCCUCUCCACUCUGGCGAGAGCAUACCCCCUGCAGCAUUGCUGCCAACGGUUGCUGGCGCUGCCCUCCCUCUCCUUGGUCUGGUUAGCAAUGUUUGGAGCAGAAUGCUCAGUUUUCUCCACAGCACAAUGUGCUGUGAACUGUGUUGGAUCAUUGGUUGUCUUGUCCCAUCCCAGAAGCUGCUGCAGUAUCAGUCCUGCUGCAUUUUCCUUACUCCCAGCACCUAGUGCACCUUCCCAUUGAGGUGCAGUCUGGGCUCACCGAUUGGUCUUGGUGUAGUUUUGGAUCAUCGGUUUUGGUGAAUUAGGGGACUGAACAGAGCAGCAAAUUGAUGGGCCUUGGACACCCACCACUGUGGAAUGGGCACUACCCUUCUUUGGAUUUCUUUUUUUUUUUUUUUCUUGUAAUAGCGUAUAAGCCAUUUGGAAAGUCCAGUGAUAGUGCUGGCAGCCAAAAUCAUGAAGCACAUGCCUGACCACUGCUCAGUAACCAGGACUGUGCAGUCCAUCUGCACAUCCAUGUCCAGGCAGAGAGGCCAGUGUUCCUCACCUCAACCCACUCACAGAGACUGGCAGCUGUGGGCUGAGCACACAUCUGCAACGCAAGAACUUCCAGCCAAGGCUGAGAUUUCAAAUAAUCUGUCAAUUUUCCUGCCUUGAGUAAUCAGUGUUAAGACCAACCUGGUAAAUUUGGUGUAUAAAUUUUCUUUUCUUACAGUCUUUGGCACGGUUAUUAGUGCACCUUAGCUGCAGCCACACUGAUGUGCUGCUGGCUCUCCCUGGCAAUACCUCUCACCAGGUAUUGGGGGGCAGUGCUGCUCUAUCUGACCUCUUCUUGCUGUUGAUGGAAGUUCAGUCCAUCUGAGGUGGAGAGACAGUGCCAAGUUUUAAUACCAUAAUUUUAAACCUUUUUUCAACACUUUGGUAGCUGCAGCAGACAGUGGAGUGGUAAAUCAGGCAGUGAUUCCUCACUGUAUUUUUACUGGGAGCAUACUUUGAUACCAGAACACAAAACAUCACUUAACUGUGUGGUCCUCCCCGUCAUGGCCUUCUUGGAGUCUGUGGGCUUCCUGCAGGGAACUGGGAGAUACUAAGAAAGCAGUGGAUUGAAGCAGAGGAUUUUCUUUGUCCCAGGUGGUUUGUGUUGUAGCAUUUCUUUUAUCUCUGUGCUGUUAACAAGAGGACAUUACUUUCUAAUAAAAGGCCAGAAAAAUUA
Molecule: messenger RNA, 3732 nt
Organism: Parus major (Great Tit)
Lineage: Eukaryota; Metazoa; Chordata; Aves; Passeriformes; Paridae
Gene: NCOA5
Product: nuclear receptor coactivator 5
Exons: 10
Coding region: 209-2413 (734 amino acids)
Biological process (GO): regulation of signal transduction
Cellular component (GO): nucleoplasm
Molecular function (GO): RNA binding
Source: RefSeq, a predicted model, not a curated record